UCUCCACCAGAAUCUGUAUCCGGUUUGUCCAUGUUGAGUGCCACCUGUGGAAGAGUAGGACAAGUUGCACCAACCUCCACAGGCAUCCCCCAGUUUCAAUAUGACUUGCCGAUGGGGUCCUCCUCAGGAAUGUUUCAGCUUUGGAGCAAUGAUGCAUUCGGGAGUUCUCACACAAUGUCAUUCAGUCCUCCAAAGGCUCAAUAUGCGCUUGGGACUGUGCCAUCAGCAUUGGCAUCCCGGGAACUUCCCCUGACCCCUCCAGCAGAAUCAGUCUACACUUUUGAGUUAUCUUCUGUGAAGAUCUUGGCAACUUCAGUUUCUGAAGGCUCAGCCUACUCCUACCCAGAAGCUAACGGAAUCACUCAGAACUUGCCCAACUUUAUUCCUAGUUCUUCAGCCUUGCCAAACAGACAUGUGUCACCCAGUCACCCAGAAGAAAUCCCAUGGUGGAGUGUGCAACAGCCCAAUCCUGUCAUUCCACAUCAUCUCCCCUUUGGAAGGGCCAUGGUCUUGGGUCAUCAAAGCCAGCUUUCAUCUGCAUUCCUUCAGACCUCUUCAAAAAGUCUUCUGAACUGUGCCCGACGUUGUAGGAGAUGUAGGUGUCCUAACUGUCAGUCUCCAGGCACUAGUGGAGACCAAGGUAAGAAGAAACAGCAUAUCUGCCAUAUUCCUGGCUGCGGCAAAGUGUAUGGAAAGACCUCCCACCUAAAGGCCCACCUGAGGUGGCAUGCUGGGGAACGUCCCUUUGUAUGCAACUGGCUCUUUUGUGGGAAGAGUUUCACCAGGUCGGAUGAGUUGCAACGACAUCUGAGAACUCACACGGGAGAGAAACGCUUCUGCUGUCUGGAGUGUGGCAAGAGGUUCAUGAGGAGUGACCACCUCUCCAAGCACACCAAAACCCACCAAAAUCAACGGAUGAAACACCAUGGCAUGAGUUUGGAAAACAUUAAGCAGGAGGAAGAAGGCAGAGCUUUCCUGUAG
Hypanus sabinus (Atlantic stingray) is the source of this 981-nucleotide messenger RNA. RefSeq names its product transcription factor Sp5-like. Gene Ontology annotation, molecular function: DNA-binding transcription factor activity, RNA polymerase II-specific; RNA polymerase II cis-regulatory region sequence-specific DNA binding. The record is from RefSeq and is a predicted model, not a curated record. Bases 31 to 981 code for a protein of 316 amino acids. Gene Ontology annotation, biological process: regulation of transcription by RNA polymerase II. Lineage: Eukaryota; Metazoa; Chordata; Chondrichthyes; Myliobatiformes; Dasyatidae. The transcript has a single exon.